AUGCGAGGUUCAUCUCCCUCGCCUUCGUCUCCUUGUCUGUGUCUAGAGGCGCCGCCUGCUGGCGCAGCGUCGGUCCGCCCUCUGGGCUCCUGGGCUGAGCCCGCGGCGCGGAACUCGUGCGGCAACGCCUCUCCGCGCUCCUCCUCUCCGCUUCCCUGCGCCCAGUCCUUCCUGGCUUACGAAAUUGCGCGCGAAAGCCACAUGACCGCGCGAGCCGAGAAGGCCUGCUGCCCUAGUCACCGUUCCCUCGCCCCCCCCCCCUGUGCGUCCGCGCCGCCCGCCGGCGCGUGCGGCUCUGCGCCAGACGACAGCUACCCCGAGCGAAAGAAAAAGUCUCCGCGCAGAGGGAGCUACGCUGACAACGCGCCCGAGGCCGCCGCGCGCCGCUGCGCAGGAGGCGGCGAAGACGCAGACUCGCACCUCCGUGCCGCGAGAGACUCCGGCAAGCCAUCUGCGCGCGCGACUAACCAUUACGAUGGACUGAGGGGUGCGGCCUCGCCUCCGCCGGCUGGAGGAGACGGGGUGGCAGCGCCGGCGCAGAGCGCGGAACUCGAGAGAGAGACGCACGGCACGAAAGAAGACAAGAAACGAGAAAAGUUCGCCAGAGAAAUCGUCGCCCGCCUCGCCGCCCAGGCCCUCGGCGUCGAAGACUCCGGUGUCUGCGGCCUCGUCGCCCGCGCGAUCGACGCCGGCUCCACGAACCGCAUGGUUCGCGUCUGGAACAAAGAGGACCCGAAACGAACGUGCGCCGUGAAAUUCUUCGGCGAAAACACGGGCAAGUACAUCAGCAGAGAGAAGGAAAUGAAGCUGCUGCGGCUGCUCACGGCGAACAACGUCGGCAAAGAAAUUCUGGGGACCUUCGAGGAAGCCGGCGGCGGCUUGGUUGAGAGCUGGCUGUCGGGGGCCUCGCUGGAGCGGCACGAGUUGCUUCGCGAGUCUGCCAAGAUUGCCGAAGAGAUGGCGCGGCUGCAUGCGAUCGACGUGCGCCACGAGUUCCCUGCGCGCUCCGUGGCUAGCGAGGCUGCGGAGACCCCGGGUCCCGAGCCCUCUGCCGAUCUGGGGGGCUGCGAAGGCGAGAAGAAGGAGGACGGCGAGGGAGAGGAAGAAGAGACAAAGAAGCGCGACGCGAAGGAUUCCGACCUGUGGAAAAACCUCUGGAAAUUCUUCGCGAUUUGCAAGGAAGAACAAGAGAGAGCAAGAAGCGCUCAUGCAGCCGUCUCCGACGGCCAGGAUACGCCGCAGCGGACUGUCUUUUCUCCGCGAAUUCUCCUCUUUGACCUCGCGACGAUUGAAGGGCGUCUUCGGCAGCUUCAGGCGCUCGCGCAGGAAGUGCGGUCUCCAAUCGUUCUGUGCCAUGGGGACCUGCUCGCAGGCAACAUUAUCAAAACCGACGAGGGCAAGGUCUGCUUCAUCGACUUUGAGUACUCUGGCUUCAUGGAGCGCGGAUUUGACAUCGCCAACCACUUUGCCGAAUAUUCCGCCCUUGAGUGCGACUUCAGUCAAUGUCCCACGGAGGACCAGCAGGAGGCGUUCCUGCGAGCGUACGUCUCUGCGCUUCGCCACUUUCGGCGCCAGAAGGCCGCGGCGGCGGGGUCGGAGGCGGCGGCGGCGACGGGAGGCUGCGAGGCACAGACUGGAGGGGCCGAAGACCGCGCGGACGUCGACGCGGAAGUCGCUGCCCUGCGCCGCGAGGUCAAGGUCUUUUUUCCGCUGAGCAACAUUCUCUGGGGCCUUUGGGCGCUCAUUCAGGCCGUCCACGUCCAGCCGAGAGAGAUGAACUACUGGAGGUUCGCUUUCGACCGCCUUGCUGCGGCGAUUGCGCCUCCAGUGCCCUACAUGUCUGUUUAG
Molecule: messenger RNA, 1848 nt
Organism: Besnoitia besnoiti
Lineage: Eukaryota; Apicomplexa; Conoidasida; Eucoccidiorida; Sarcocystidae
Product: phosphotransferase enzyme family protein
Exons: 9
Coding region: 1-1848 (615 amino acids)
Biological process (GO): phosphatidylcholine biosynthetic process; phosphatidylethanolamine biosynthetic process
Cellular component (GO): cytoplasm
Molecular function (GO): ethanolamine kinase activity; choline kinase activity
Source: RefSeq, a predicted model, not a curated record